Molecule: messenger RNA, 3219 nt
Organism: Synchytrium microbalum
Lineage: Eukaryota; Fungi; Chytridiomycota; Chytridiomycetes; Synchytriales; Synchytriaceae
Exons: 17
Coding region: 1-3219 (1072 amino acids)
Biological process (GO): cilium assembly; cilium movement
Cellular component (GO): extracellular exosome; motile cilium
Molecular function (GO): protein binding
Source: RefSeq, a predicted model, not a curated record
AUGUCGAGUCGGGCCAAAUCGCGAGACAAUCUAAGCGAUGCCAAAGUCAAGUCACCACGCAAGGAUUCCAACAUGGCAUUGGCCACCGCAUCGUCCGCAAACACAGUAACACUCAACAUCAAAGUUAUCAAUGCAAAGAACUUGAAGGGUAUUAAGGGUGACAAAGUCAGUACUCUUGUAAGGGUACAGUUUGCCGAUUUCGAACCUAAAGAAAGUCCUGUUAUCGCCGACAAUGCCAACCCCACGUUUGGAUUUACAUUGGAUCAGACUUUCAAUCUCGAUGAUAACCUGAUUGACAUUUUCGCAAACCGAAAACUAGUUCUAACACUGAUCGAGUCACUACCUAAAGAAAAAACCGCUGUUCUAGCAACGGCCGAAGUAUCCCUCGGCGCCAGAUUCCUGAAAUAUCCUCCACGACUAGACUCGGCACCAUCGGAUGCACCUCUAUCCUCCCCCGAACUAUCCUUUGUUGAAACAAUCACUUGGACUUAUGUUACUCCUAAAAUGGUGGCUGGAUCUGAUGCUCCACUCGUUGAUAUUGAAUUGUCGCUAUCAAAGUGUUUGGUGUCGCCUGCUGAUUGGGAAGCUGGAAAUCUGGUUGCGUUUACUAUUGCUGAUAUGGCACCUGUUCCUGAUGAGUGGACUACGAAGGAAGGAUCUGAUCGGGAUCCGAAUUCAAAUAUUUAUACCUACACAGUCAAUCUCGUACUUUCUGGACAAGCCGGUGAAGAGAGGGCGAUUAGUUUCCCUGGAGGAAUACUGCUGAACUCUGAUUCUCCCUCUGCCAUGGAAUUGCCCAUCGGAUCACAACCUAUGUACACUACCAAAUCAUCUUCCCCUACCGAUGGAAAACCCGCAGAUGAGAAACCGGCACUAGAAGUAGCUCGUAACCCAGUACCAUCCAAACGAGUCGAAUGGUCAUCCCUGGUAACCCAAAAGUACAUAUGGGUCAAUAAGAACUUUAUGGCUCGACUACGUGAACGAAUACAGAGUCGACGACCUAUUGAGCUUGAGAUGAUACGAGAGCUUCAGCCUAAAUUUGCUGGUGUUGCGGAUAGUCAGUCGGUCAAGUACAAGGGCCGAGUUAAUAUUGAUUGUACACCAUUGUUGUUUCCGCGUGUCAUUGGCUUUAAAGGACGAUAUGCAGUGGAAGGCGACGACCGUGACCGCCGUCUAUCAGUAGUAGAAGGCAAGCCUUCUAUGGGUUCAGAUACGUCUUUGCAUCAAAAGGAAGGGAAAUCUAAACUGACCAAAGAGGGAAGUGACGUGUACAAGACUCUUGGAACCUCGCUGGGAGUCGAGAUUCUCUUGGGCAAACCAUUGCUGGAUAACAAGAAGCUUCAACCUACAGCACGCUCCGUCUCUGACUACAUACCACGACGAAAACUGCCAGCACAUCUCGUCCACCAACAUGCAGGUGAAAUCGCCGGUGAAGGUUUCCGAGAUCGAAUAACAGAACUAGUCAAGACCUUGGUCAAUGAAUACCAAACCACUCUUGGCGAAGAUGCUCUUUCAGAGGUUCAAGAUCCUAAUGAAGUAUCGGAACAGCAAAAGAGGUUCUUAUACCAUCUUAAUCGUACUGGUGCUUAUUUCAGAUUGAAGGAACGGCUUAAGGGUGCUGUUGUUGAUGUUGUUCGAGGGGCUCAAUUGCAAAUCUUCUUGUCGGAAGCAUACGUAUUUCUUCUGGACGAGAUGCAUUCUGCUAUCAAUACGAUCUUUACAAAUCCCAGCAUCCUUACAACACAACCAGCACUCCCAUACCCCAUAACUCCCAGCCCGGACCUGACCACCGCUUCAGGACGUCGACAAGCAGCCAGCGUUGCACUAGCACGAUACGCAGACGAAGCAGAGCGUGAUGGAGAUUUACAAGCAGCUUCAUCAUAUCAUCGAGAGCGAAUUGCUCGAGAUGAAGACGAUGCGGAUGCAUGGUUUGAUUAUGCGGCUUUUGAAUUGAGGACUGGUGGUAAAGGAGUUGAAACGCUAAAGGAGGUUUUGUCGAGGUGGCCCAAUCAUGUUAACAGUUUGAUUGCUCAUGGAGCAAUGGUAUCUGCUGCUGGCGAGCAGAUUGAAGCUCGUGUGUGUUUGCAAGCUGCUGUUGAGGGACGUCCUAAUAACAUUCUGGCUCUUACGACGUUGGCCAUGCAUUUGAAUUCAAUCGGAGAAGAAGAGGAGGGUGCUAGAUAUCUUGCUGAAGCAACUAAAUUGCAUCAAGGUUCCGCUAAAGGAGGCUCGAUAUACGGUGUCGUAGCAGCAUUCUUUAUACACGUGAAUGCGGUUGUGCUAGCUGAAGUGGCACUAGCGCAAGAAUUGUUGGUGUCUGGACCAAGUGUGCAUCCAUACCUGCUCUUGUCACGAUUGGAAGCUCAACGCGGAACACCCAGAGCUACGUCACGCGCUACUGAGAAUCUGAGGACUGCGUUAGAGAUUAAGAGGGAUGAUCCUAACGUUUGGGCUGCGUUAGGUCAUUUACAAUACUCGCAAGAGCAAUGGGAAGAUGCUCAACUUAGUUAUGAGACUGUGCUGUCUAUGCCAGAAGAACCAACCGGUCUCGGUCUAGUCUACUCACGCCUAGCCGAUCUAACGCUCCGUUCAGCACUCCCAGCCAACGACAAACUACCUGGUACACUCGCAGUAGACGUAUCAGGAGCACGAUUGGCCAAAUCCAUGUAUUUACGUGCAUGCGAAUUAGAGCCAAGUUCAAGGACAUGGAUAGGUGUUGGUAAAGCUGCAUGGGCGCUUGAUGAGCUUGUUGAAGCUGAGGAUGCCUUUUCGGAAGCAAAUGUGUUAAACAAUCGAGAUCCAGAAGUAUGGGCUUGUUUAUCACUGCUGUGUUUAUCUCUCAAGAGGUCGUUUGAGGCAGAGCAGUGCGCAAGAUAUGCGUUGAAUGUUGGGUUUAGGAGAGUUCCUCUUAUAAGAAAAAUGGGCAAGAUGUUCCUGUCAGCCCAUCUAUCAUCAGCAGCCGCUGAAUGUUUCAGAGUAGCACUUGAAGUCGAUCCCGACGAUAAAGAGACUAGCCAAUUGCUUAUGGACGCGCUGGGAAGCGAUUCGCGUGGCUUCUUAGGAUCUGGAAAUAUACAGUCUCGAAUCAAGAACAUUAAUGGUGUCGAUAGCAGUAAUAGCAGUAUGAAGGGAACGUUUGGAAGGGAUGUGAAUGUUGGUGGUGGUGGUGGGAUGCAAGUCGCUGAUGCUGAGGGAGCUAAAGGCGGUUUGGCAGUGUAG